Messenger RNA from Stylophora pistillata, 1823 nucleotides. RefSeq names its product trace amine-associated receptor 5-like. Gene Ontology annotation, cellular component: membrane. Gene Ontology annotation, biological process: G protein-coupled receptor signaling pathway. NCBI's taxonomy places the organism in Eukaryota, Metazoa, Cnidaria, Anthozoa, Scleractinia, Pocilloporidae. The record is from RefSeq and is a predicted model, not a curated record. Gene Ontology annotation, molecular function: G protein-coupled receptor activity.
UCACAAAGGGACCUGCCAUAAGUCGACAAGCUAAAUGCAAGAUCUCGAGGCAUAUCCGCUUAAUGAGUUAUUUACACGUCUCCAAGUUAAACCACACAUCAAUAUCGAGACGUUAAGCUUACCAACUUUUGACAAUCGAGAAAAAAAAAGGUUUUGAAAAAAAUCAUAGAAAGACACUUCUAAUCUCCGAUUCUUUCCUCUGAUAAGAAAUUUUUGCCACUAUAUUUUGGAAACUUGGCACCACUUUUAGAUUGAAAAAAAUUAUCGAUAUCCCUAAGAUGUCUUUAUCAAAAGUGACAAGCGAGAGUAUUGAUACGUGACCUGGUAUAAGGAUUUUUUUUAAAACAACCCGCAAGGCGAAGCUAACAACUUGUAUACAUAUGAGGAAAUGAACAUCCUCGAUUAAUGAACUGGGAGAUUGUUCAACUAUGAAACCGAUAUUCAGCGGGCGAAUAUAACUUCCGUGUUAAAAGGCUGUAUAUUCCCGACAAAAAGCAGGACAAGGUUUACCACCGUCUAGUUAAAAUAUGAAAACGUGGUUUUGGAUUCUUGGUUGGUUUCUUUCAAUCCUCACCAUUACUGGGAAUAGCUUUAUUACGUUCCUGAUUUGUAAACGAAGGCAGCUUCGCACCAAAACCAACGCGUUUGUGGCGUCCUUAGCCGUGGCUGACUUCUGUGUUGGGAUGACCGUUGUUCCUAUGUUAUUCAUCUUAAAAGAAAAAGAUUCAGAAACUCAGAAGAUCCAGCUGUACGUGAGGUUAAUUUUUGUGAGAGCAUCAGUGACGAAUUUGUGCAGUCUGGUAUUGGAUCGCUUCGUGGCCGUCGUGAAGCCAUUAAAGUACAUGACAAUUAUGACGCGUGGCCGAGUCAUCCAAAUGGUUUUCUUGUCUUGGGCCUUUCCGGCAGCUUUUAUCGCGGUGAGAGCAUCUCUCCACUUUGCCUUACACGUGCGUCAUCUCGAUAACAUCUUUAUUUGGUUGGACACGUUCACUUUUAAACUAGUCCCAUGUGUCAUGUUGGUCUCCUGCUUCGCAUGUAUGCUCAGUGUUAUUUGUAAGCACGGUCGACAGAUGCGCACGCUUUUAAAACAAAUACGUUUCAACGCACCGGUUUGUUAUCGACCUCAAGAUAAUGCCGCUGUUAAGAUAAUGGCCAUCGUUAUAGGGGUGUUCCUGCUGUGCAGCGCAAUCAGGUUCCACUGUGGGCUCAGUUCUCUUAGUCAUGGCAAGAUCGAUUGUGAUAUUCUUAGUGUAAAAAUACUCAUUACAGUUUUAAACUCAGCUGUAAAUCCUUUAGCUUAUGCGGUAUAUAAGAGAGACGUAAAAAAAGAGCUUAAAAAAAUGACAAGAAUAAACUUUUGAGAAUGACUUUACAAUUUCUGAACGGAAAAAUGUCAAAAUUCGUACAAAGAGUAGCCAUAGAGAGAAAGCACCUAUUAUAGUUUUUAACUCCGCUGCGAAGCCUAUAGCUUAAAAGAAGAAACUUUACAACUAUGGAGAAUAAAUUGAACAUUUGUAAAGAGUGCAAAUGGAGAGAAAAAGUUUUAAACUCAGUCGUGAAGCCUUGAUAGUGCGUCAUUUAAGAGAGAUAAUGCAAAUCAAUUGAACGUUUUAACUAAUUCACUCCGACGAUUCCACUGAUAAUCCUUCUUAUUGUCUUCCACACGAUUCUUAGGAUAUUACUCUAGAGAGUUUGUCCUAAUUGAGUAAAGAAUCGAGAAAACUGAAUUUUAUGAACACUCGUAAUACUUGGCCCUCUCCACGUAAACAAGCGAUUGCACUUCUAGGAGUAAAGCAAAUUUUCAUUUCAUGAAGUUUCAGCGA